Molecule: messenger RNA, 2166 nt
Organism: Microsporum canis CBS 113480
Lineage: Eukaryota; Fungi; Ascomycota; Eurotiomycetes; Onygenales; Arthrodermataceae
Product: Mis6 domain-containing protein
Exons: 3
Coding region: 1-2166 (721 amino acids)
Cellular component (GO): nuclear body; kinetochore; cytosol
Source: RefSeq, a predicted model, not a curated record
AUGGCGAUGGCUUGGACAUUAGAUGAAGCAGUGACACAGCUUGAGAGCGUCGCCAAUGUUCCCCCAAAGCAACGGCAUACAAAUGUUGCAGAACUUGUGAAAGUAAUAAUCUCCUCUGCCUAUGAAUCCGGCUUAGAGACUGAAACGUUGAACCGCAUCUUGAAAGUCAUUGUAUCGUCUAGACACCUUGAUCAAUCAACCGUGACAUCAAUAGUUAAGAAUCUCUAUCCGGCUGAGAGAGUCCCGUCAAAGAUUGUGGCGAGAGUGAUUUGCUCACUCGGAGCUACAAAAUCAAAGCCAUCCCCAGCUACUCAAAAUUUACUCCUGAGAUGGCUUCUCCUUGUCUAUGAUAGCCUGGAAGAUCAGGCUCACUUGGGAAAAUUCUAUAGCAUUCUCUUCGAUAACUUGGAUAUGAUCAGUUUACGCCGUCCCAUUUGUCAUAUACUCUCACUCAUCACUCGACGGAAACACGUCAAGCCAUUCCGUGUAUGGGCCCUCUUGGAACUUAUACGAACUACAGGCGGAGACGAAAGGGAGCUCUGGGGAUUGUUGCGGGUGUAUAGAAGCUAUUAUCCAGACAUUAUCAUCGAUGACGCUGCUAUACCUCGCAGGAGAGCCACCUACUUUUUCAAACACCCAGACCCCGAAUGGACCACUCAUAUGAAAACCUUGCAAGAGCGGGCUGCAAGUGCUGCUCCUCAGACAGCCCCUGAAGGAUUCCAAUCCGUUCGUCGAGACGGUGUCAAGAGGAGUCGGAUUGAAGUCGUAAUACCAGUUCCUAAAACUUCUCGAGUCCGGCGUGGUUUCACCUCUCUAGAGGAACUCAACAAUGUACGAGAUUUUGUCAACAAGCUAGAUAAAAUCGAGCUACCCAACCAAAUAGCCUCUGCCCUAACUGAGCCCCUGGCCCAGAAAUUUUUGCUUCUGGUUCAGAAUAAUGAAGCUCUACAAAGGAUGGAAAGUUGGCUUACAAACUUCUUCGAAGAUGAACUCGAUCACCUGGAUGAGGAGAAAAGGUCGUCGGAGGAGCUGGGCUUUGCUCUUGAUAGCUUGGUUCGCUAUGUGAGGUACACAAAGGGUUUCCCUCGCUCUGUAGAUAAGUUCCUCCAGCAUUACCUGCCAUUGUGGGACGGAAUCAGUUACAAAGUAGCGAUGCUUAAUCUCCUCGAAUAUGUGCCUAUCUGUGAUAGGCUUUUUCAACAAUAUUUCCUCAGCCUGGAAAAUGCGAUUUUGGAUAAUACUAUGGAGUCUAAAAUCCUUAUUCUUCAGUACUACACAGCGGUAAUCCGACGUUGCGGCAGUAUUCUUCAAUCGAAUACCUCGGUUGAGCAUGUCCCAGAUCUAGCAAGCAUCAUUCAUAGGGCAGAAUUGGUAUCGUUGGCCAUACUCGAAUGCCCAGCCACCUCUCACCUUGGACCAUCCAAGGACUGCUGGUCCCCCAGCUCAUCUGUCCUUCAAUUCUACGUGCAGCUAGCGGAGCUAUAUCUUCACGCUCCUUCAAACAAGCUUAUACGGCUGAACACUCCGCCCCCUGAGAGCGUAUAUCUCCUGGCAUUCACUCCAGUUCUCAGCCAUAUUUCGUUAAUGAGCAGCGUGGUAGCAAGCUAUAAAUCUUCCUUUGAACAGUCCUUGGCCAAUACGGCUUCUGCUGAUGGUUCUUCCGGGCAGCCAUACCCAGAGGCUAUGGUAACCAGCCUUAAUGGACAUGUGCUAGACAUCUGCAACUUACUAUGGCGGAAUAGAGGGUUGAAUAGUGAUGAACCUAACUCUCUUGGCUGUCUUGUGAGAAAUGAAGUCGCUAAAUUGCUCACCGAAUAUAUCCAGGAGGUGGGCGAAGACCUAGCAAAAAAGGGCAAAAAUGGUGGUAUUUACAGGCUUCGGCUUGCAUCUAUAUUUUCCCUGAGCCAUCACGCCGCUCUGUGUGGCAUGUCAGCGAUGUGUUUCAGAAAUUUAGAGUCUAAUGCGGAAAAGGACGGGCAAGAAGUAUUAGCACGAUUAACAUGGCCGGUGACGCAAAAGGCAUUGAAUGCUCUACACAAAGCGGGGGGUAUAAAGGUCGACUGGCAAGAGUAUAGGUUGAAAAUGCUAGAAUGGUUAGACAAGCAUGGGUCUGAAGGAAUCGGCCGAUUGAUGAGAAAUUCGAUGAUGACGUUGCGGCAAGGAUAG